AUGGCACAAAAUGCACAAGACGCCCAUCAAGGGAUAAGACCGCAAAUACAGCCAUGUCGGUAUAAGACAGGGAAGACGCUGGGUGCAGGAUCGUACUCAGUAGUCAAGGAAUGUGUACAUAUCGACACAGGCCGCUACUACGCAGCAAAGGUCAUCAACAAGCGCAUGAUGGCAGGGAGGGAGCACAUGGUGAGGAAUGAAAUAGCUGUCUUGAAAAAGCUUUGGCUUGCAACCACUGACAAGUCUAUCGCAGUAUACUUGGUCACCGACCUAGCUUUGGGCGGUGAACUCUUCGACCGCAUCUGCCGGAAAGGUUCCUACUACGAAUCCGACGCCGCCGACCUUAUAAGAGCCACGCUCUCCGCUGUCUCAUAUUUGCAUGAUCAUGGCAUUGUCCACCGCGAUUUGAAGCCCGAGAAUUUGCUCUUCAGAACCCCGGAGGACAACGCAGACCUGUUGAUAGCGGACUUUGGGCUCAGCAGGAUAAUGGAUGAGGAGGCUUUCCACGUUCUCACCACGACGUGUGGCACGCCAGGCUACAUGGCACCCGAGAUUUUCAAGAAGAGUGGACAUGGCAAGCCAGUCGACGUCUGGGCCAUAGGCGUAAUAACCUACUUUCUGCUCUGCGGCUACACGCCCUUCGACCGGGACUCCAACGUCGAAGAAAUGCAAGCAAUCCUCGUAGCCGACUACUCCUUCACGCCGCUCGAAUACUGGCGUAGCGUCUCCCUCGCCGCGCGCGAUUUCAUUAAACGCUGCCUCACCGUAGAUCCGCACAAGCGGAUGACGGCGCACGAAGCCCUCUCUCACCCCUUCGUAGACCCUGAAGCCAGAAAAGACGGCGGGGAUCUAUUACCGACGAUCAAGAAGAAUUUCAAUGCGAGGAGGACGCUGCAUGCAGCUAUCGAUACCGUGAGGGCGAUCAAUAAGUUGAGAGAGGGUGGGGCACAAGGGUUCAUGGAUGGGGCGAUGAGUGUGGAUCCGAAGAAGCGGGAGCAAGCCAGAGGCAGGGCAGGGCAGCAAGCUUUGGCUCCUGGUGAUGCAGACGGGGGAGGGGAUCCGAUGGAAGGGAUUGAGACGAAUGGUGGAGGGACCGCGAAACCGAAGCCAAAAUUCGACCCGAGAGGGAACGCGGCGGGACAGAGUGACAUGCAGAUAAGAGAGCAGCAGAGACGGGUGGAGGCGACUUCUCGGGGGUUGUGGCAGCAGAGAUGA
This is a messenger RNA of Bacidia gigantensis, 1215 nucleotides long. RefSeq lists its product as uncharacterized. Gene Ontology annotation, biological process: cellular response to oxidative stress; protein phosphorylation. The coding region runs from base 1 to 1215 and encodes 404 amino acids. Lineage: Eukaryota; Fungi; Ascomycota; Lecanoromycetes; Lecanorales; Ramalinaceae. The transcript is spliced from 4 exons. The record is from RefSeq and is a predicted model, not a curated record. Gene Ontology annotation, molecular function: calcium/calmodulin-dependent protein kinase activity; ATP binding; calmodulin binding.